Suricata suricatta (meerkat) is the source of this 7214-nucleotide messenger RNA. RefSeq names its product SLAM family member 9-like. Bases 129 to 1259 code for a protein of 376 amino acids. The record is from RefSeq and is a predicted model, not a curated record. Lineage: Eukaryota; Metazoa; Chordata; Mammalia; Carnivora; Herpestidae. The transcript is spliced from 7 exons.
UGCCCCAGGGGCGGGCAGAGCCUAACAGCUGUGCUGAGUAAAGCAUUUCUCCUCUCUUGCCUCUGCCUUCUGGAUGUUUCGUCCGCAGCGGAGGAAGCCCGAGCAAGCCUGGAGGGAGGCAGCCUGUGAUGGGAGCCCGCCCAGAGGCCCCCCGCCGGUGCUGGGCCCCCUGGCUCCUGGGAUUCACCAGCCUCCUCCUCAGCGCCUUCAGCACUGUGGUCAGGAGCCCUGGGGCCCAUGGGUCUGACGUGGAGGAUUCUGGAAGCCGAAUUUCCCUGAAGGGGACUCAAGGAGGCUCUGUGGUGUUUCAUGUGAUCAGACGACCAGAUGACCCUCCUGAAGCCGAGCUGGAGAAGGUCUCUUGGGCCGUUAAAAACAAGACAAAUUACAUGGUCCUCCUGCGUGUCUCUCCUGGGGUAGAUGGUCCAGAAUGGGUCAACUCCCGGGACAAGUUGGAGAGGAGGGUCCAUGUGCUCAACACGACGACCCUGAGGAUGGACAAGCUGACCCUGGAGGACAGUGGGUGGUACCAGACUCGAUCCUCCUUCACCUCAGGGAUAGAAAGUUCCCAGUAUUUCCACCUCAGUGUGUACGAGCCUGUGUCCUGUCCCCAAAUCCAUGCUGAGACUCUGACCCUCACACGAGACUGGUGCAACGUCACCCUGGAGUGCCACCCCACGGGAACCACGGGGGCCGUGAACGUGUCCUGGGAGAGCAAGGGCCUCCCCGGGGAGCUGGAGCAGACGGGGGCCCCGGGCCCGACCACCAUCCCCUGGACCCUGGCUCUGCACCUGCCCCUGAGCCGGCCCAGCUCCAGCGUCACCUGUGUGGUCAGCAACCCGGUGGGCCAGGAAAGUGCCACCCGGGACCUCGGGGAGGUCUGUGGCCACGACUCUGAGGGGGAAACAGGUCCACACAGACAGGCCGGUGCUGCUCCCGUGGGAUGGAUCCUGGGGGCUCUCGGGGUCGUGCUGCUGGUCCUCGGAGCUGGGCUGUACCUGUGGUGCUCACGUGCGAAGAGGAAGCGCAUGGAGCCUGGGAGAGGGGCAGGAUCGCAGGAGGCGCACAGGGACUUCGAUGGUGGCGUCCACUAUGCAGAGCUGACCAGGCCAGGGACCCGAGAUGGCAGGGACAAGCUGUGGCAGGACCCUCUGUCCACAUUUCAGGGAUCGGAGGAACCACAUCCAGGACAGGAGACACCUCUCACUACCAUCUACACUGAGGUCCGCUCGACAGGCCAGGUUGUGUCGAUGAUUUAAUCAGAAGAAGCAGGGAAUCCAGCCUCUGGUGACACCUGUGUUGUGAGUGUGAGGCCUGCAGCCCUGGUCCUGCCCUGCCCCCUCUGACUGCCCUGAGCAGGGGUGGAUUUAGCGACAUCGGUGAAUUUCUACAGGAACUCGCUGUGCACAAGUCACCAGAGGACACACGUCGUGGUGGAUCGAGGGGGACCUGAGUAUUUAACUCGGUCCAAACAUGUGUUCCAGUUCCACUUGGCAUCAGCUCCUUGGGUCCCCGAGAUCGACCCCACUGUCCCUACCUGUACAACAUCAAUCUGCCUGUCAGACCAUGAGUCUCUGGGACAAGGUCAUUAUGGAUUCAGUGUCCAGCCUCGCCCAAUUUAGCCCCUCCCAAGGUCAGGAUGUGCUGGAGAGCUAUUUAAAUAGAAACAUGGCCCAGCGGGGCUCACUGAGUGCUGGGCAGUGAUGGGCACGGAAAUCGUCCUCCGCGUCCCUAACUCACUGGGUCCCCGUGGUCACUCUGUGAGGUGGGAUCCUUGUACCCACUUCACCUGCGAGACGCAGGAGACCAGGAAGGCUGAGAAUCAAGGCCGCCUGAGCAGCUCCGCAGCCGGGGGACGAGGCUCCAGGGCCCGAGUUCCCAGCCCCGUCUGCUCUCCUGCGGCCUGGGACCACCCUCCCUUCUGCCCUGGGGUCCUGGUUCCUGUAGAGCCUCCUGUUUCUCAGGAAAGAAGCAGAAGUUGAUUAGUGACAGCUGCUCAUUCUACCAGUAAGCUUUUACCUGGCCGCUCACGGACCUCUGCCUCCUGUCUCUCCUGUCCCCACGGGGGACGCUGAACUCCUCGGAUCUAAGUAGGACCUUUCCCUACACGUCAAGGCCCAUCUCUGGGGACAAGCAGUCUCGCAACACCCCCUUGCUGAGUCCCACGGACCCCGCUGGCUCCUUCCCUGCAUCCAGGCACCCGGUCUCCCGCUUGCCCUACAGAACACCUGAUUCCGCACCUGGCCCCACCUCACGGGGACCCCUAGAGCCCCAGGAGGUGACCCGCACAUGUCAGCCGCCACCUCCACCCGUAGCUGGGGUCCUGUCUCAGGAAGUGGGCCACACCCUGCACCCCUUCCUUGUGGCUCAGGGCCCCAGAUCCAGAGCCCCCGAUGCCUCAGGCCUGGGCCAAGCGCCUCAGGUACAAAAGAUUUAUUUUGUUGUCACACUUGUCAGAGGAGAGACCGAGAUGCUGAGGACCUAGCGGCUUCCACCACCGACUCAGGAGGAAACAGGCCGAGUCCUUGGGUGUGUGUCGGCGCUCCAUCCCGCCUGUUGGUGCUGAGGGGUCGGCUCCCUCUCUUCACCUCUGCCCUGUGUCCUCCCCCCUGCUCCCGGCUCACCCGCCUGGCUUCCUGUCUUGUGACCCAUGAGCCGGGGGAGAAUGAGCAGGAGCUCAGCUCCCACAGGAGGAAAAGCAGAAGGACCAGCUGGAUCAUCAGCCAGGAAAGCCCACAUUCCUUUAGGGGGAGAGGUUGGGCAUUGCCCUGAGCCCCAGGAGGCACACACCCGCUGUCCUCUGUCUCUCCCGCACCCACACCCAUGUGAAGGGAGCAGCGGACUACUUGCCUGAAUUAGUCCUCCGAGGAAGACAGACGUGGGUCCCCAGUGUCCCUGCCUGUGCGUCUCCCCAGCUCAGCCUGAAGGCCUACCAGGAGCAGGUCGAUCCCCCGAGACCCGAGGAAAGCAAGGAGCCCAUCACCCCUAAAGCCUCAACUUCUGCAAAAGAGCCACACAUGCCAGCCUCUAGCCAAGCCGCUGUGUGUGCGUCACAGCUAAGACUUCCAGAAACAUCCGGGUUGCCAUUGGAAGGAAGAUUCUAAGUGUCUGAGGACAGUGCCAGCAUCUGACGAAGGGGCAGAGCAGGGCUGUGUCUGACUCUGCAGUAAACCUGUGACACCAGCCCCUUGCACUCCAGGGUCUAUAACCUCACCCCUGCGGGUGGGCGGGAUCAGGGAAGCGUCUCCAGGAGGCUGGGCAGCAUGAACCACAGCAGGUGGUGGUGGUGUGACCCCCUCACUGCCCACGAGCAGUGAGAGGAGCCCGACUGGACGUCUGAAAUGAUUCCUGUUUUAGUGUCGACCCGACAGUCCGGGGGGGAGGUCGGAGGUGAGAACACAAGACCACGGUCCCACUGCGCCAGCCUCCCCCUCUCUGCCCUCCACACAGCUCCCCUCCUGGGCGGCUUGCUCACGAUCCCUUCCAGGAACAGGACCAGGCCCGCCGAGGGGAGCCCCGCUCUGGGUCCCAGCCCGAGUCUUCGCCAGGACCCUGCCCGACGGGACAGGGCUGCUGCAGACCAGCAGGGGAUUCCAAACAGGCACAUGGGACACCGUUAGUCUGUGUUUCGGAGGCAGAGCAAUGCUGAGGCUCCUGGGACAUUUCUUCAAACACAUGGACGCAAGGACCAUGAACCUGGGACAUGGAGGCAGAGGGAAGUACAGGGUGGGAAGAGGGGAAAGUGGAGAGUCAGGAUGGGGGGCUGCUGGGAAUCUGCUCCAGGACCACAGCCAACACCUCCCUGACGCAGGAGGUCUCCCGGAGACGGGCGUUCUGGAGAAAAUCGAGGCUCCCUGGGGCCCUGGUGACCUCAUGCCCCGCACGGGCCCAGUGACCCGCCCAGCCACCCUGACCGCCUCCAAAUCCCUCUGUGGUGAGAGCUGGCUGGCUCAGGUGCGUUGAGCCAUAUGUCCCGGGACGUGCAGGGAAUGAGGGACAGACGAGAUGGUCCCUGGGUCUGGUCCUCAAGCCGCUCUCCAGGCAGCUGACUGAGGCUCCGGCUCGUCCAGGAGGGUUUCCAGCCCGAAGCCCCCGGGUCAGCACAGAAGCCGUGCUGCCCAGGGCUGGUCCUGGGGCUCAGGGUCAGGGUCUAGGUUAGCUGCCUCGUAGUCAGAACGUUUUGAGAUGCGGCAGAGGAGGGGAGAGCAAGCCCCACCCUGAGCAGGGCCAGAGGCGCUGGCCUGUGUGACGCAGGCAGUGCAGGGGGGAGGCUGCGGUCAGCAAGGGCCUCUGUGGACCUCAGUGUCCAGAGGUUGGCCACAGGCCUGUUUCCUCUGCCUGGGGGUGUGAGAAAGGAGAGAGUUUGUGCUGGGCAGGGCUGGUCUCCCUCCAGUGGACUUCUCAAGGUCAGGAGGGACGUGGCUCUGGAAAGAUCAGUGGCCCAGGAGCCUGAGAUGUGGGCCUGGCCCUGCCAUAUCCUGCUUCCAGACUGUGGGCUCAUCAAGUCCCCUAUGUAGGCCCCAAAUUCCCCAUCUGUGAAAUGGCCUCUCGUGGGGAUGGUGCCUGAGGUCAGAGGAGCACAUCUCUGCCCCGUGCCUGUGUGUGAGAGCGGGCGCAGGGCUGGCAGUGCCCUGGGGGACGUGCUGGUGGGGGUGCUGCACUGUGGGGGUCUUGUCCUGUGGGAGACCGGGCCAGGCCUGGGUGCUCAGAGAGCCUGGGGAGCCAGCAAUAGGAAACUGCCCCUAUUUGUUUUGGGGGUGGGGCGGGGGUUUGACUCUUCCACAAAGCGCUUUGUUCUUGUGCUCAAAGCGUCUUCCUUAGACACCUGACAGUUGAAGUGCAGAGAAAAUCAGAAAGGAAAUUUGACUGUUAAAUGGUGUAAAGACAAAGGACAGGCCCGGAGCAGGGGGGCCCGUGUCCUUGGGACAGCGGUGAGUGUGACUUUGUAUCCAGCCACCCGCUGACCCUGGAAACACGGCUGCCGGGUUGAGUGAACCAGGAACACAGGUAAGGGGUCCCGCUGGGGGCCGGCUGGGAGCUGAGAUCACCAGGCCUGCGGUGCCCACAGGACGGGGCCCUCCCCCCAGAGGUUCAUCUGUCAUCAUUCCGGAGUCCCAGUGCAGGGCGGAGAUUAAGAGGAAGCAUCUGAUUGGCUUUAUCUAGAGCAGCCAGCUUGUCCAAGACAGUUAGCUCUGCCCCAGGGCUGGGGAGACGCCUAGCAGCUGUUCUAGUGAAGCUCUCCUCCUCUCUGGCCUCUGCCUUCUGGAUGUUUCCCCCGCAGCUGAGUAGGCCCAGAGCAAGCCUGGAGGGAGGCAGCCUGUGAUGGGAGCCCGCCCAGAGGCCCCCCGCCGGUGCUGGGCCUCCUGGCUCCUGGGAUUCACCAGCCUCCUCCUCAGUGAGUGGCCCGGGUCCUGGGGGGGAGGCCAUGUGCGGGGCAGGGAGGGGGCUCCUGUGGGUCUGAUGUCUGUGGGGCAGGACCCGACACACCACUGCUGUCCUAUGUCACAUGCAAAGCCUUGGCUCCGAGCCGGGGCCGCCUCACAAGGGAGCCACACGGCCUCUGCAGCCAUGUAGGGACGAUGGGGCGGCCCAGAGGCCCCGUUGGGGUAGAGAAAACCCGCUCUGGCCCCUGGGGCCCGGAACACACUGAAUUCCUCCUACCAGGAAGGGCGGGAGACUCCCAGGAUUCGAUGGCGUCUGUGUCCACGUGCUGGAAGGGUGUGGAUGGAACAGAGGGCGCUCACAGGCCCCGGGAGGGGGGACGGGGUGGCAGAAAGGGAAGCAGCAGGUCCUGAAAAGGGAACUGAAAGCAAAGCCUGUCUAACGAAACCCAGACAUUCCCUUUCUCACUUCCCCUGAGACCGUCUGCUUUCGUGUACAGAUGAAAUACAAACCAUGGAGAACACUGCGGUCUCAGACUAUGAAUUCCCGGGCAGCCUAGGAAAGCUUUGUUUCCUGUCCUGUUUUGCUUGGAGCCCCAGGCUCCCUGAGGGCGGGGCAGGGGUUCUAGGAAACUCCCGGACCCGGGGCCUCUGGAAACAGGACGUUUGUCACUGGAUAAUGAGUUUGCAAGGAUGGAUACCCCGCUUACCCAGUGAUUUUCUCCGCAACAACAUGUCCGCUUUCUCUCUCUUUCCAUUUUAAUUAACUGGAGAAAUAUGUGAAAUUAUUUAGAGUUUCUCCAUCAACAUGUGGGUGGAAGAUUAUGUAACAAAGGAAGAAGGAAAGGAGGAAGAACGAAGGAGGAAGGAAGGAAGGAAGGAGAAAUGGCAGAAAUGGAAAAUUUUAUGUUGACACCUGAAUGUUAAACUUUCUUAUCUUUACAUCCUGACUCUCUGGAUCACAGGCCCAUGGGCCCCCGGCCGUCUGUCCUUCUGUCCUUCUGUCCUUCCUCUCGGCGAUUAGCCCCUUCUGCCGAUCUGUGAGCUCUCACUCCUUCCUCCCCCCAAGUCUGCUUCCCGCCCCUGGAGCCCAGGCUCACCAUCCAGCCUGGGGGGCAGCCCCUCCCCUGCAGCCUGCGGGCUGAGCCUCCUCCCUGCCUGCUUCCCACCUCUCUGCAGGUACCCAGGUGUCUGUCUCUGCCCCUGAGCAGGGUCUCCAAGACCACAUGUGAAGGACAGCAGCCCUUCCCCGGGGUUUGCACACUCGGUCUACACCACAGGCUCAGGACAUGAGCCACAGCUAGAGCCCACGAGAAGCCUCUAACCACUGGCCUGGUCACAGCAGUGCAGCCCCGCCCGUGUCCCCUAGGAAAGGCCACCCUCCUCCUCCCUGCUCCCCGGGUACUGAGCCCUCUCUCCACCCAGCCUGGGGGACUGAGACAUUCACUAUUGGGUCAGAAUUGCAGGGGAACAGCCCGUGGGAGGGAUCCGCACUGGGGGCUGAACCCCGUCCCUCCGGGAGCCCAGUGCACAGUCCGCACCCCCACACCCCUACCCCGGUUGGAACAAGGACUGAUUCUCUGACUUCACGGAAGUUGCACCAAACGCUGCCUGUUUCCACCUUAGCUCAGCCCUGACUGUGUUGGCGGGUGCUGACCUUGGGUCUCACUGGAUACUUUAUUUGGCCCACGCUUCCCUGAGGGAGCCAGCAGGGGUGAGGGCCCAGGCAGAGAGAGUCAGAGUGCUCCCCUUCCUGGCCCUCAGAAGACUCCAGGUGCACUUACCCGCAUGUGCUGUGUUUGCGGCUGCUGAAUAAACACACACACACCCUGA